Molecule: messenger RNA, 1476 nt
Organism: Passer domesticus (house sparrow)
Lineage: Eukaryota; Metazoa; Chordata; Aves; Passeriformes; Passeridae
Gene: DYNLT5
Product: dynein light chain Tctex-type family member 5
Exons: 3
Coding region: 396-785 (129 amino acids)
Biological process (GO): microtubule-based movement
Cellular component (GO): cytoplasm; cytoplasmic dynein complex
Molecular function (GO): dynein intermediate chain binding
Source: RefSeq, a predicted model, not a curated record
ACCAUGGGGACCUGAGGAGGUCACAGGGACCCUCAGGAGCCUUGAGAACAUAAAGGAGCUGUGGGGACAUGUGGGGACAUCUGGAGGCCAUGGGGCCACGUGGAAUCUUUAGGUUUAUGUAGGGACAUGUGGGAGCUGUAGGGACGUGUGGAAAUUAUGGGACCAUGCAGGGACCUGUGGAAGCCGUGGGGACUUGUGGAAGCCAUGGGGACACAGAGGGACCUGAAAAAGCUGUAGGGAUAUGUGGGAGCCAUGGAAACAUCUGGGGACUGUAAAGGAACCCAGAGACCUGUGGAAAACAUGGGGACAUGCGGGAGUCAUGGAAACCUGUGGGGACUGUGGGGACACCCAGGGAGCUGUGGGGACACCGGGGACUGUAGGAAUAUGUGGAAGCCAUGGUGACACACAGAGACCGGUGGAAACUAUGGGGAGCCGCAGGAACUCAGAGCCGUGAGGGGCCUGCCCGGCGCUUCCCGGUGGCGGCGGUGGAGGCGAUCCUGAGGGAUGUGGUGGGGAGCGCCCUGAGGGAGCGGCGCUACGAGCCGGGGCCGUGCCGGGAGGCGGCCAAGGACAUCGCCGAGGCCGUUAAGGCGCGGGUCAAAGCGCUGGCGGUGCCCAGGUACAAGGUCGUGGUGGUGGCACACGUUGGGCAGCUGGGCGGGCAGAGCCUGCAGAUCAGCAGCAGGUGCCUCUGGGACCCCGACAGCGACACGUUCUCCUCCUAUGUGUUCAAGAACACCUCGCUGUUUGCUGUGGCAAAUGUCUAUGGUGUGUAUUUUGAAUAGGGAGGUAGUUGAGUUUAACAGCAGGAGAAUUUAAUAUUCAGCCUAACUCUUCCUGGCUCUGUUGUUGAAAAUAUCUGUGAAGGACCGAGGUACUGUCACCUGCUUUGAAGUGUGAGCCUUUGGGUGAGUGGAAGAAGGGUCUUUCCCAGAGUUUUCUCUGGGAAGUGGCUUACUAUGACAUAGUUUGGCAGCUGAUUGCUGCUUGCAGAACUUGCUCUGUAGGGGAAAUAUUUUCAGAAUAUUGCCUGGAAGUAAUGUUUUCCCUGUUCUCCUCCAGAAGUAUUUGGAUUAGGGAAUAAACCAUGGGUUUUGCCUGCCCACUUUUGGGGCUGGUACUGAUUGUCCUAAGUCUCUCCUGGUGCAGCCAUUUCCCACCAAAGUGGGGUCUGGCUCACCUUGCUCUGAAUCUGAAACCAGGCUUUUUGCUACCCCUAUUUCCCAGCUGAAACCUGCUGUUAGGAUUUCUUGAGUCAGAGAACAAACCUAUCACAAGCUGCUUAUUUUAUUACAUUUUAGGUGCAAAGCUGAAACCAGAACAGUAGUUAGUUGGGAAGAAAUACUUAAUGUGCUCAUGACUAAAAGUUUAACCCACUGUAAACACUGUGAAAUGCAGACAACCUGAAACCACUUUCUGGUGCACUGUGACGUUUAACACCCAAAAGCUGCAAUUAAAGAACACAGCUGGAAGGAC